Molecule: messenger RNA, 3517 nt
Organism: Hydractinia symbiolongicarpus
Lineage: Eukaryota; Metazoa; Cnidaria; Hydrozoa; Anthoathecata; Hydractiniidae
Exons: 4
Coding region: 1-3258 (1085 amino acids)
Molecular function (GO): protein binding
Source: RefSeq, a predicted model, not a curated record
AUGGCGAUGUUGAUGUAUAAAAUUCGGAAUGUUAAUUACCAGGAGGUAACAGUUAUUAUUAACAUCUUUCCCAUAGCGUUAUCUGAUCUGAUCAACUAUCACUCAUCGGAACUUCACACGGAACUUCCUCGCAUUCUCGUUAGAAGCCAUAACAACAUUUGUAAAGCUAUUGAAUUGCUUUUGCAAAACAUAUCUUAUCCUGAAAAUAUAUGGUAUAAUGGUGGUGGAGGAAAGCGAGUUGAAAUCUCUUAUAAGGAAUGGCUAGAAGAUAUAUGUCUUGAUUAUGCCAGAGAAUAUUUUGGUCAUCCGAAGGAAAGCGCGUUGAAAGAGGUACUCUUGUUUCCUCCAUACUACAUUGUCAAUGACAAAUUUUCACAAAUUUUAAACUGGGCUACAUAUUUCUUAAAACAAGAAUAUGGAGUUGGUGCUGUUAUAUGGCAGUAUGAUUUAAUUGAAUACUUCCACUUCUUGCAAUUGCAGGAUAGUUUAGACUUCGAUCGCAUUGGAUGUUGUCAAAAUAGAAUUUUAGUGAUAUGUCCGACACCGUUAACUAUAUUUAACAUCCGGUACACGGACGCAUGUGAUAUCAAUUCUGUCGUUCAUGAGUUGAAACGUGGCGAACAAGAUAUAACAUACUUUUGCAUAGCACACAAAGAUUCUCUCCUGUCCACUCAAAUCACUUUAAUCAACACAGUAGCCGCGCCUAAUUUCAGCGACAAUAACUUAAUUUGCAGGGAAUGUUCAGUUGCGAAUAAAGAAAUGUUGACUACAGCAGACAGCUUCGCUCAUUUCCUGAAGGAACAAAUAACAUCAGAAAACACUGAAGAUGUAGAAAAGGAUGAAACUGUAUUAAAAAUUGUAGGUUUUAUAACUGCUUUUAUGGCAAUGAAAGAAACAUUCACCUAUAACCAUGCAAUUUGUCGUGUCCCAACAUUAAGUAAAGAGGUGACAGAGCAAGUGAAAAGCAUGUUGAUGUUGAAUCCAUCUCAAUUGAAGGUGAUCAAUAGCAAGAAGAGUAAAAAGAUUGUUCUUGGUAACUUUGGAUCUGGAAAAUCGUUGGUUGGAGUAUAUCAACUACAAUAUUUAAUGUUGUCUGCAAGAAAAGAGACGCUGAUAUACUUUAUUGCGUGGUCAGAGAAAAGCGUGUUGGUCCAUCAUAUCAAACGGUUAAUUGCAAAUUUUUUCCAGAUGGAUUCAUUGGACAUGAAAGAAGGGAAUUUUAAGAUGAAGAAGGCCUCUUCGUAUGUAACCCAAAUCAACGACUUGAUGGUGCAGUUUGGUUUGCAAAAGUUACCCUCUCUUUCAUAUUUACUUUCUAUCUUAUUUGAACGACACUGCGGUAAACAAGUCCAUGUUGUUAUUGAUGAAUAUGAUGGAGAAGUUUUGGAUCGAGAGGAGGCAGAAAAAAUCAAUCAUUUUUGUCAAAGAGAGGAAGUGAAAAAAUCUUGCAUCUUAAUUAUUCCGCAUUCAUUGGAAAAACAUAGGACAUACGUGAAAAGUGGAAAAACACUGCCACAUGAUAAAUAUCAGUACAAAUACACAGGGAUGGAGAUUUUUCGCUUGAAAAAAGUCUUACGCACAACCAAACGUAUACAUGAAGUUGUAAAAACAUUUCAAGAGAAGCUUUGCCAUACCAAAAAAGUUUUUAAACAUCAGUUAUCGGAAGAAGAUGUUUCUCCCAAUACUGACGAAACACAAUCUAUUUUUGUGGAAAAUGAACUGGAUCAAUUUUCUGCUCACAAGUUGCACGAAUGCGAUUUGAAAGACAAUAGCAAUGUAAAAACUAGUCUUUCAAAAGAAGAAAAAGAAGAACAAGGACACGAAAGGCAAAAAGGAAAAGAAAAAGGAAGGGAUGUAGCAGGAGAUGAAAGAGAAAGAAAAAGAGCAAAGGAAGAAGGAGUAAAAGAAGGAGAGGAAGAAGAAAAAGAAGAAGAAGAAGGAAAAGUGAGAGGGAAAGGAGGAGGAGAAAAAAUAGACGAAGGAAAAAAAGAAAACGCCAGAGCUAGAGAAGAUGGAAAAGGACGAGAAGAAGAACCAAUUACAUCGGGUAUUACCCAAAGUUGUUUUACAAAAACGAAAAUGCAUAAGAGUGUAGAUUUUGAUUAUUUGGCAAAUAGUAUAGACGAAGUCGACUGCAGUGAUGAUGUCAGGACAGAAACGUCAUUCUCCUACCCGUAUUGUCACCUCAUUGGACAUAAAAUAGAAGGAGAGACACCGAAGUUUAUAGCCUAUAUUCGUUGGCCAGAUUCUGACGCAGAAAAGAUUACCCAAAUGGCAGUAGCUCUGAAAAAGUAUUUAUUGGAUGAAUCUAACAAACUAGUUUUAGCUCAAACAGAUCACAAUAGGUAUUUGUUUGAAAAGGCGUUUGAUUUAAUCAAACUAGAUUAUUACACGUGCUGCUGUUCGACAGACUGGCAAGUUCGAGACAAGAAAGGAGAAAUGGUGAGCAUAAUGUCUGAGCCUUACACGCUUAUAACUAAUUACGAAGGUUGUCGAGGUCUGGAAGCUGAGGAAGUCGUGGUUUGUAUUGAUGGUGUGCAUGAUUUGAAUCAAGUAUUCAUUGAACAUUGCAGCAGAUCAACGGGAAGACUUUUAAUCAUGUGUCAGCAGCCAUUUGAUUUAAAGCAUGCCGUCCACAGCACAAUGUGUGACACAAUGAUGAUGCUUUUUAAGAAGAACAUGAUACACUUGAUCAUUGUGGAAACAAAGAUGGAUGAGAAUACGACGAGAAAUUGUCACAGCAAAUUAGAAGAGUGGAGUGACGAGACAUGGGUUGAAAUUGAUGAACGCAAAAAUGAUUCUCUGUGUAGGGAAGUCGUGCAAAUUAACACUAGUGAAGACACAGCGUAUCGACGUUAUUUAGACGAAGCAGAUGAGUUUGAAAAAUAUGUUGGCCGAGAAGAAAUAAUGAUCAAUCUUAAAUCUUUGAUUCGAAAAAGACUUGAACCACCAUUCCCAGCAAAGGACUUGAAAGCAUACUACACAAGUGAUGAGACAUGUACAUUAUCUUGGAGAAAUGAUCAUUUUGAAUACACAGUACAAAUAGCAGAAAGUAAAAACAGUAAACAUCCAAAAUGGCGGGAUAUUGCAACAGCUAUAUCCUACUCAGAGUUGGUUGUUAAAGGGAUACAAAAUGACACAACUUAUAAUUUUCGUGUGUUGUCGACAAGCAGUUUUGGAUCAGUUGCAUCGAAUAUCGUUACUUAUCAUUCAAGAGAAUCGAAGUUACUGACUCAUACAAGUGAAAAUUUGAAGUAAAAGGUACAGAGAAUCUCAAUGCAACCUACGAAUUACCACAAUUUAAAUCCUUUCUUUAUGAAGAUUGUAGUGCGUGAAUUUUUGUGAAAACAACAUAAGAAGGAAAACAGCGGAUUCCAUCAACGACAAAAAUAAUAUUGUAGAGUGCAACUAUAUAGAUGUAAAAAAAUUAAAACAAAAAUCGAACGAAAAUAUUUGUACGCUAUGUUAUUUUAUGUAAAUUUUUAUUAUUUAAUUUCAAGAUGUUGUGUCUAAUUUA